Molecule: messenger RNA, 540 nt
Organism: Argentina anserina (silverweed cinquefoil)
Lineage: Eukaryota; Viridiplantae; Streptophyta; Magnoliopsida; Rosales; Rosaceae
Exons: 2
Coding region: 1-540 (179 amino acids)
Source: RefSeq, a predicted model, not a curated record
AUGGAUCAUAUAGGUUCAAGAGAAAGUGAUCUGGAUUUUGACUUGGAAAGUGGCGAGACCGAUUCUGGCAGUGAAGAAGAUGGAAGUGAGGAGUCUGAUUCCCAUGGUCAAGAUUCCAAGAGAUUAUUCAGGGGAAGGAGUGGAUACUUGUUUAUUGAAGGAUCAAAAAUAACUAAUGAUGCUGUAGACACAAGAAAAAAGGUAUCAAAUAUUGAUGAGACUAGGAAUGUGAUAGGAGGAAUUGAAAAGAGAAUGGGGGAUAAACAGAAAACGAGAGGUUCUGAGAGGCAUCCGAAGCCACCUCGGCCUCCUACGGGUCCAUCAUUACAUGCAGCCGAUAUUGAGUUGGUUAAAGAAAUUUCAAAGCGUACUAGGUUGCGGCGUGCAAGGAGAGAAAGACGGAAGGCAUUGAAGAAUAUGAAAACUGAUAGAUCAUCAUCUGCAAAUAUUAACCUGUUGGCCAUAAUCAUCACAGCUGUCUUCUGCUAUGUGAUAAUCUUCCAAGGUAUGAAUAAGGGGAAAGUGCACAGAUACGAGUGA